AAAACAAUUGGAAAACAGAGCAAAGGUGGAAUUUAUUACUGAAGUCUUUCAUGUCCGUAUGAAAAAAGGAACCCAACCAAAUAGAUAAACUAAAAAUAAAAACAAGCCCCAUUCGACUCGUACGAUCACACCUUCCAAUUGACUCCACCACCCUUUUCCCAUCUUCUUUAUCAUCACCAGAUCUAUUCUCUCUUUGUUUCAGAUCUACAAUUCUCUUAUCUGCUGUUCUUCAACUUCUUCUUUAGAUCCACCCACCAAGUGUUUGUGAAAAGUCCUGACUCAAAAUUUUGAUCUGGGCUGGUAUGAACUCGUAGAGGAAUUUGGAUACAUAAUUUUGGUGGAGAGAUGGAAGAGGUUGGUACUCAAUUAGCUCCUCCUUUGUACAUGUACAACUCGAUCGGUGCGGCUGGAAGAUUUCCGGACGCGCAUCCGAUGGCUAAGAAACGCAGCCUGCCGUUUCAAGACACAAACUGUAUGCAACAGCAACACCAGCAGUAUUUUCAACGGUUGAUUCCGAAUUUAGACGAGUUUCGUAACAGUUGGAAUCCAAAAAAUUGGGAUUGGGAUAGUUCAAGGCUCGUCGCUAAACCCUUGGAUAUGAUGGAGAUUUCUCGAGAACACGAAAAACAACAACAUCAGUCUGCUAUUAAUACCGUUAAUCCCGAUGUUUCAAAGAAGACUCCUGUUAGUCAAGCGGAAGAAGAUUCACGACUCUUGUUGAAACUUGGUGGCGGUGGUGGUUUGGUUUCCGGUGAGGAGGCGGUAACGAGGCCUAGUAAGCGGGUCCGAUCUGGAUCGCCAGGUGGCGGCGGUGGGAAUUAUCCUAUGUGUCAAGUUGAUAACUGCAAGGAAGAUCUGUCGGCUGCUAAAGAUUAUCAUCGCCGACACAAGGUUUGUGAGGUUCAUAGUAAAGCUGGAAACGCCUUGGUUGGAAAACAAAUGCAAAGAUUUUGUCAACAGUGCAGCAGGUUUCAUCCUCUCUCUGAGUUUGAUGAGGGAAAACGAAGCUGUAGGCGUAGGCUUGCGGGCCACAACAGGCGAAGGAGAAAAACUCAACCGGAAGAUGUUGCGUCACAUUUAUUACUUUCCGGAAAUGAAAAUAAAAAUAGCAACGGAGAUGUGGACAUUGUUAAUUUACUUACCGUUUUAGCUCGUGCUCAAGGAAACACUGAAGACACAACCAGGAGUUCAUCACCGUUACCAAACAAAGACCAACUAAUGCAAAUAAUUAACAAAAUAAACUCUCUGCCAAUCCCACCGGUUCCCGGAAACGUAACUAAUGUCGACAAAGAUAAACCGUCUUCCGAGAGUCAAAAAGUCAACAGGAAAACCGGUUCAUCAACCAUGGACUUUCUCGGUGUUCUUUCCGGCACCGAAUCAUUAUCCCAAAAAGGAAACCACAGGGUCGAGACUGAUAAACCUAUGGCUCUGAAACCAGUGGCUGAGGUUCUUUCCGGUGGGGAACGAAGUAGUACGAGUUUUCAGUCUCGCGGUGAAGAUUCCGAUUGUCAAGUUCUCGACACACCGGUUAACUUACAGUUACAGUUAUUCAGUUCUUCGCCUGAAAACGAUAGCCCGCCAAAACUGGCAUCGAGCCGGAAAUAUUUCUCAUCCGAUAGUAGUAAUCCAACUGAAGAACACUCACCGUCAUGUUCGCCGCCUAUCGUGCAGAGGUUUUUCCCACCAAAAUCUUCAAGGGGAAGAUUGAAGCCUGAGAGUCUGUCGACUAGCGGUGAGGUUAUCGCAAAUGUUAAAGCUAGCGGCGGUGGUCAUGGUGGCGGCACCACCAUGUCUCUUGAGCUUUUUGGGCCGAAUGGCGGCACUGAUAAUAUUUCCAUUCAGAGUUCACCAUACCGCGCUGGAUAUACGUCUUCAUCUGGAUCCGAUCAGUCACCUUCCAGUUUGAAUUCUGAUCCUCAGGAUCGCACUGGACGUAUAUUGUUUAAACUGUUUGACAAGGAUCCAAGUCAUUUGCCUGGUUCGCUACGCACACAGGUCUAUAAUUGGCUUUCUCAGAGUCCGUCUGAAAUGGAAGGAUACAUAAGACCGGGUUGUGUCGUUCUUACGAUUUACUUAUCGAUGCCAUCGUCGUCUUGGGAUCAACUUGAAGGAGACUUUGUUCGGUAUAUCAGUUCUCUUUUGCGAGAUUCUGGUGACGAUUUCUGGGGAACCGGAAGGUUCUUAGCGCAUACUGAGAAGCAAAUAGCAUCACAUAAAGAUGGGAAGGUCUACUUGUUUAAAUCUUUGAAAGCAUGGAGUUCGCCUCAGUUGAUAUCCGUCUCUCCGUUGGCCGUUGUGGCUGGAAAGGAGACUUCUCUUAUCCUUAGAGGCCGAAAUCUAAGGACACCUGGCACCAAAAUCUAUUGCACACAUGCUGAUGGAUGUACGCUGGAGGAAGCAACAAAAUCAGCCGAUCUAGAAUCUACAUACGAGGAAAUAAGCACGCGCAGCUUUAAAGUCUCUGCACCUAGCACACUUGGUCGAUGUUUCAUUGAGAUAGAGAACGGUUUAAGAGGUACCAGCUUUCCUAUUAUAAUAGCCGAUGCUACUCUUUGCCAAGAGUUGAGGCAUCUCGAAGCUGAAUUUACGGACAGUCAAACAAAGUCAAUGAAAGAAAGCUUGCACUUCUUGAACGAGCUCGGAUGGCUAUUCCAGAAAAAAGAAGGAAGUUCCCCGUAUAGCCUCACUCGAUUCAAAUUCCUGCUUGUAUUCUCAGUCGAACGAGAUUUUGUCGCUUUGGUGAAAACCCUUUUGGGAAUUCUACUUCAUAAAAGCUCGGGUGUUACAGCCGAUGAGUCAUCACUGGAGAUGCUAUCCGGGAUUAAUCUCUUAAAUCGGGCUGUUAAAAGAAGGUGCAAGAAUAUGGUUGAUUUGCUCAUACAUUAUUCGAUGCUUGAUUCGCAAACUACUUCUAGAAAGUACGUUUUUCCGCCAAACCUUGCGGGGCCCGGCGGCAUCACACCGUUGCAUUUGGCAGCUUGCACAUCGGAUUCAGACGAUCUGGUUGAUGUCUUGACAAAUGAUCCACAACAGAUCGGGUUGCUGAGCUGGAACUCUUCGUUAGACGCAAACGGGCUGUCACCAUUUGCAUAUGCAUCAAUGAGGAACAACAACUCAUACAACACACUAGUGGCGAGUAAGCUCACCGACAGAAUCGCCAAUCAAAUAUCAGUACGGAUACCAAACGAAAUCGAACUCCAAACAAGAACCCACGACCACCAAGAGCUUAGCUUCAGAAUAAGAGACCACCCAGAACCCAAAACUUGUUCGAGAUGUGCGCACGUGGCCGCCAACUUCCCUAAACGGGUCCCGGGUUCACAAGGGUUACUUCAUCGUCCUUACAUACACUCGAUGCUUGCGAUAGCUGCGGUGUGUGUAUGUGUGUGUCUUUUCCUUCGUGGUGCUCCGGACAUCGGUCUGGUUGCUCCGUUUAAGUGGGAGAAUUUGAACUUUGGUUCAAUGUAGAGGAAGUAAGUUUCGAAAAUGCACCAGAAACGAUAAGUAGGUUUAUUUUAGGUCAUAAUUUAACUUUUGGGAAGGUGAAUAAGCGAAAACGGGUUCAUUAAUCGGUUUAACAUCGGGUUAGAUGCAAUACAGUUCCUUCCCCUGCCCCUAGAUCAAGGUUUAAGCUGCUGUUCUAACUCGAACGGUGGCUUGAAGCGGAAACUGGGCGGCAGGUGGGUGGUGGUGGUUUUUGUCUGGUUGAUGUUACUGAUCGUGGCUGACUUGUUACCGGUAGCGGUUCUUUUUCUUUCUUUUUUUUUUUUUUACUUUAUCUUAUAUAUGCAAGUUUAUAAUAGGAAAUAGCAUGUUUUGUUUUCUGUAUAUUGUUUUUGUCUUGACAAAUGGAAAGGAUGGUAUCUGUAACUCUGUCGUUUUCUUUCUUAAUGAACUCGUUUUUAUUGUCG
This is a messenger RNA of Helianthus annuus (common sunflower), 3908 nucleotides long. RefSeq names its product squamosa promoter-binding-like protein 14. Gene Ontology annotation, molecular function: DNA binding. Bases 346 to 3465 code for a protein of 1039 amino acids. The transcript has 11 exons. The record is from RefSeq and is a predicted model, not a curated record. Gene Ontology annotation, cellular component: nucleus. NCBI's taxonomy places the organism in Eukaryota, Viridiplantae, Streptophyta, Magnoliopsida, Asterales, Asteraceae.